Molecule: messenger RNA, 5616 nt
Organism: Porites evermanni
Lineage: Eukaryota; Metazoa; Cnidaria; Anthozoa; Scleractinia; Poritidae
Source: the annotation of a GenBank genome assembly
AUGUUAAAAUCACAUAAUUUCAUUUUCCAGUCACUGUUGGACAGUCGUGUGAAACAACUCAUGGACUGGAAUCAAAGAAAACCUGUUAUAAGGUUGAAUGGGGAUAAGUACAGAACUUAUCUGAGGGCAUCACCAAGGAAUUAUUCAGUGAUUCUUAUGCUCACAGCUCUAGCACCACACAGACAAUGUACCAUUUGUAGGUAAGAGAUAUUUUAAUGAGCUCUUAGAGGCUCAAGUCGUGGUGUUUUAAAUUGUGGGAUUCUUUCACUCUCUGCACUUGUUUUCAAAUGACAAUGAAAUAUUUUAUUGGUAAAGUCAACAUCAUACACAUGUACAUACAUAUCAUCAGUAUCAUAGACCUCUAUUACAACCAUCACAUUACUGUUAAUUCUGAUGAAAUUGAAAAAUGAUUGCACACCUUUUUUGAGCUUUUAAAUCCACUUUAAGUGCUUUUUUGCCUGCUUCAUUUGGUGUUUGUAAUGCAGGUAUCAACGUUUAGAUGGGGAGGGGAUGGGCAUACAUGCAGGUGUGGUAUUUGAACACUUGCUUUGUUCCCUCUCUGGGGAUUUUGACCACAAAUUUUGCCUCAAACUGUGGUUUUGUUGUCCGUGAAAAGGGAUUCUAUCAGAUUUGAACUAAUUUCCAGUCCUGAGGAUCAGGAAUUUGACAAAAAAGAAAUUGCUAAAAAAUUCAAAUGCCGCCCCUAUGCCUGUGACCCACCAACACCGCCCCUCCCCGCCCCCCAUCCAUUCAAAAAUUGAUACCCACAUAAGCAGUUGUGUUUGGGUUUCCUUUUGCAUCAAGUUUACCAUUAAAUUUCCAAUGAAAGUAAAAUAACAAUACUCUGCUCAUGCAAUAGAUUGUCCACAUUUGUUGCUUCUACAACUACAUGUACCUCGGGGAAGAAGUUGUCAAAAUAUGAAAAUCCAACUUGGAUAUUAUAGCAAUUCUUAGUCUUUCACAGAUUAGAGAGAUUUACUGUUAAAUAGAUAAUACACUAACUGAACCUUCAGUUGACUAUGCCUCUAAAUUAUAUUCCAAAGUUAUCCUUACCUCUCUCCUUUUUGUGUCAGCUUAUAUAAAGUUCCUGGGAAAAGGAAGCAAAUUUUUCUUGUCUUGUCAGGUAGCUAGUUUUCUGAUAACAUAAAUAAUAACUAUGAUUCACAAAUAACAAUUCACAAUCUGUUGUCUUCUUUGCAGAGAAGCUAACAAUGAGUAUACAAUCCUUGCUAAUUCCUGGCGAUAUUCUCAGCAAUAUUCCAACAAAGUGUUCUUUGCAAUGGUUGACUUUGAUGAGGGACCAGAUGUAUUUAAUGCGGUAAGACAUAUUUUAAAUGAAAUUAAUGUUUUUUUGCAUAAAUUUGACUUCCUGAUGGCACAUUCCUGUACAUUUAAAUUUGGGAGUAUGGGUACUUUAUGCUCCUCAUGUGUAUCUACUGAAAUGUUUCUUUUGUCACAAGUUCAUUGAAUGUCAGCCUUAGAUAUGUUGAUUGCAUGGAAACUGAAACUGUAUUUUCUGUUACUGUUUUUUUUCUAGCUGCGGUUGAACUCUGCUCCGAUGUUUAUGCACUUCCCACCCAAAGGAAAACCCAAAAAGGCAGACACCUAUGAUAUUCAAAGGUACACAUUUACUGAACAAACAUAAUGACAUGUGAAAUACGUGGAGUAUGUUACAUAUUGAAUUUUCUUGUUUUCUUUGUAGAAUGGGAUUCUCUGCUGAACAGCUUGCGAAAUGGGUUGCAGAGCGCACUGAUGUUCAUGUAGGUAGUUUUUAUUUUAUUUUUUUAGGUGAUUUGUUUUGGAAAUGCUUGUUUUAUUUGAUAAGUUCUAAAUGUGAAAGCUUUGAAAAUUCGUAUUACAUUUACUAUUUAAGUGUCAUCAAAGUCUAUUGCAAAAAAUUUUUGACUAAAACAUUUCUUAAACAAGACAUCUCUUCCUUGUCAGGACUCUAAAAUGUAACUGUAAUAUCGUUCAAAGAUAUGGUAUUUCCCUGGCAUCUAUUGUCACUAUGAUCACUUCAGACCCCUGGCUACUUUGUUCAUAGCCAACUAAGGGAAAUUAGAACCAAAAAAAUGACGUAGCAUAUUAUGUUGCCGCUCAAAAUUAAAUUCAGGUUAAAACUUUUCAACGUAGGUUGAUUCUCUGAAUAAUUAGGGCUAGAGAAUCAAUCUAGGUUAAAAAAAUUUAACCUGAAUAUAUUUUUGACCUGUAAUGUAUAAAAGCAACUAUAAGUCUCAGUGCAUGACACUCCUGCUCUUGACAUGAAAGAAGUCUGAUUUUUUUUUUUUUCAUAGCCAUCUCUAAGCUAGUGUAAUUUUCAUUCUUGUAAUUAAUAUUUCCUAGUUAUGUGUAACGACUGAACCCAAAUUUAUUGAAUUUUAGGUAAGAGUAUUCCGUCCCCCUAACUACAUGGGUGCAGUGAUAAUGGGAUUGCUGGUUGUGCUGAUUGGUGGACUGCUUUACGUGCGACGUAAAAACUUAGAAUUCCUCCAUAAUAAGACCUACUGGGCCAUUGGAUGCUUGGUAUGCGUAAACUCUUAGACUGGUACUGUUACAAUAAUGCUGUGUUUUGAUAACUGUUAGUCCGCACACAUAUUUAUCACAUAUUUUUAACCUUACAGUACUACAAUGGCGUUUAAUUCCAAUAUAUUUAACUAUAAAAGGUAGAUAUUUUUAUAUGAAACUUUUUCCUCCGAAAAUCAACUUUGACAAAUUCCAUGGUGGUACAUCCUAUUUUGUCAUAGCUUUAACCUUUUUUGUCUGUUGAUCAGUCAUUGCUGGAUCCCAUUGGCUGUUUCAAGGGGGUAAUCAACCGCAUUGAACUGUGGGCAGCAUUUGAUCAGUUGUAUCCUGUGUACUCCUCCCAUGCCGUUAUGGUCUUGAUAAAUUCAUUCUAGUGAUCACAAAAUUGGCAGAAAUUUUGGGUGCAGGUCCAUAAGAUUAGAAGAGGGAUGAGAGGUAAUUUUGUUUGCCCCAUUGAAAUGCUGUCAACUAUUCGAAGCAAUCCUUCAGCUGAGAAAUGCUGGUCCAAACUGACAAAUACAAAAAGCACCAUAGCCUAUAAAAUUAAAUGAGAUGUUAAUCUCAUUGGUGAUUUGUUUUGUCCCUCUGUGGUAGAUUGGGGAAGGUAGAGUUGUCUUUAUUACUAUAAUAGAUAACAAAAUUAUUCUUGAUGUUUCCCAAGAGCUUUGCCUCUGGAAAGAUCAAGCCAUACAUGUCAAAACUCUUCGGAAAACAAAAUUGUUUCCUUCCCAACUGGGCAUUAAGUGUAUUUAUUGUCAUCAUGUUUUCAGUUUAUAGUUUUUGCCAUGACCUCUGGCCAGAUGUGGAAUCACAUCCGAGGGCCUCCUUACGCUCAUCGAAAUCCACAAACUGGACAAGUGGUUAGUAAGAAAUGAGUGACUUAAUAACUGUUUUGACCCCUGGUAUCACUGACAAAUCAGAACCCUGGGUAAUUGGAAUUGCAGCAGCAGCAUACAAGCUGUCAUGCAUGUAACCAUAUGUAACUACAGUCGUUUGUGGCACCUUUAGACAGCUUGGGCCAGGGCCACAUGGUGUUUGUGAAAUACUUGUAUCCCAAACAGAUAAGCUGUAAGAAAAAUUGGCCUAUUUCUAUUGAAGGACGGGCCUAGUGGCACAUGAUCACUCAAAACAUGCCUUUACCCCUCCCCACCCGCCCCUUACACACACUUUCCACUCCAUGUUUCACUCUAAAAAAAAAAUGAUUAGUUAAAGCAGCACUAAGUUCGGAGAAGUUAACGUUAAUUGCAGUUUAUCCUCUUGAGAACUACAGAUUUUAGAUUGUUUUAACUCUUUCUUACUUGAGGUGCUGUAUGCACUAUUUAUUUAUGGGUCCUAUUUGCACCCUAACUGUUAUAGCUAUGCAACUCUUUAAUUUUUUUAUAUACAUAUAAUUUUCCACAGUUAUAUUUUCGUGGUAUUUUUCUUCUUUCUGUAUUAAUAGCAUUUUUAUUGUUUAAUUGUUAUACAUUUACCUUGAAGUGGGAAAUGUAUUUGCCAGUCUGACUCAUAGCAAUUUUAUUAUUUUACACUCAGUUACUUUUAUUUAUUCAUUUGUUAUCAUGGGUGAAGACCCUUAUGCUCUUUGCCUCUGGGGUACAAAUGUACCUCUCUUUUACAAUGGAACUAAAAACAAAACCCCCCAACCAUAACUUUUCCACAUGUUACCUUAGGAAAAAUUUAGUAUUUCUUAACAAUUAUGUGAUGUUUACAAUACCAUUUGUGUGUUCAUCGUUUUGCUCUAUUUUUUUUUUUUUUUUUUCAGAGUUACAUCCAUGGAAGUAGCCAGGCUCAGUUUGUCGCUGAAACACACAUUGUCAUUGUUCUUAGUAUCCUUUUACGUUUUACUGAUUAAUAAUUAUUCAAAGUAAACUUUUUCUUUAUUAAUAAUAAUUAUUGGUUAUUGUAGAAGUACUUUGGGCUUUGUCAGGUGUUAAUGGGAAGGAAUGAGUCAGGAAGAUAAGAAAUGUAUUUAAUGUUGCAGAGGUAGGAUUUUUAGUGAUUGCCCAUCUUCCAAGCCACAGGCUCAUGUUCAAGAAGCUAGACAAGCUAGUAAAAUACAAAACAUAAUAUUGAAAAUACAUAAUAAGAUCUAAAAGCCUAACUUUUAAGUACAGCAUUCUUUAAAAGAGAAAACUUAAAAAUAACGUAAGUAACAACGUCCCUACAAUAUCAUAAAUCGAAGCCCGAAGAACAUUUGGGUGGUAGACUAUUUAUGCCUUGACUGUUGUUAAAGAUGCUCUUUAUGUUGCUGGCAUGAUUCUUUUGAAUGAGAAGGCACUUGAAGUCAAGGAAAUUGGAAAACGUAGAUGUAUGUAUCAGUAUUUGUUUGUUUGUUCUUUUUUUAAUACUUUGUGUUUUCUUAGAAUAUGAAGCCUAUUUUUAUAACUAGUUAAAGCUCUUUUUGAAAUCGUGCCUUUGUAAACCGAGAAAGGUUGAAGGAUGGCUGCAAACAAAAAUUGUGUCAAAAUGAAAUUGGCUUAUUGCUGUGACAGCGGUACUGCAACUUGGACACUAAGCAUCUUUUUUUGUUAACAAUUUGGCUUCUCCUAUUAUGAAAACUAUUUGAAAAACAAAAAAAGAAAUAGAAAACUUUGGAAAUGUUAAAAACUGUGGUCAAGCCAAGAAAACACACAGACUCUAUACAUUUCAGUGUUAAUUGUUAAUCCCAUUACGGAAUGAUUUUUUUUGAAUUUUUGAAAAGAUAUGGAUUAAUUUAACAUGCUGUUUAUUUAACACUGAGGUCACAGAUAACGCAGGAAAAUUCGGGAAUGUAAAUAAACUUUAAUAGGAUUCAGUUGCCAUCAACUCGCAUAAAAAUCUGUGUUUCGACCGAGAAUUUUGAAUACAGACUUUCAAAAUGAUAAAUUAUGGCUUAAAAACUUUUUUAUUGUGAACUUUCUUCCCGAAAAAAUUGUUCAGUCUUUAUGGUUAGGUUUAUGACUUCGGUUUUUGUCCGUUACAUGCCUAACCACUUAAAGUGUGUUUCCUUGUGUUUCAGUUGUAGUCAUGGUCGGCCUUGGCCUUGUAGUACUGUUCUUCAGCUUGUUGCUGUCUGUGUUUCGUUCCAAGUACCAUGGAUAUCCAUACAGGUAA